Molecule: messenger RNA, 986 nt
Organism: Racocetra persica
Lineage: Eukaryota; Fungi; Glomeromycota; Glomeromycetes; Diversisporales; Gigasporaceae
Source: the annotation of a GenBank genome assembly
UUUUAUAAUGUUAUCAGUGAAGAGAUAGUUAAAAACCAUACAAAUAUUAUAGCUGAUGAAGGAUAUUUGGACGUUGGUUAUAGAUAUAUAAAUCUUGAUGAUGCUUGGCAAAAUUCUUCUCGAGUGGAUGGAAAACUCGUUUCCAUAUUUCCUAAUGGAAUUAAAGCUCUUUCAGAUUAUGUACAUAGCAAAGGCUUACUUUUUGGAAUUUACUCAUCUGCUGGAAAUCUUACUUGUCUUGCACGUCCUGGAUCACUAAAUUUCGAAACAAUAGAUGCUGAAACAUUCGUAGAAUGGGGUGUUGACUAUUUAAAGUAUGAUAAUUGUCACAGUGAUGGAAGUCCUGAACAAGAACGUUAUCAGCGAAUGCGGGAUGCACUAACGUUGGCAACUAAAGGCAAUAAAACUCAAAUUUAUUAUAGUAUCUGUGAAUGGGGGAAAAGUAAUCCUUGGUUGUGGGCACCUGGUGUUGGUAAUAGUUGGAGAAUUUCUGCUGAUAUUCAAAGGGUCUGGCCAUCAAUCGUAGCGAUAAUAGAUUCGCAAGCAAGACUUACUCAAUAUGGAGGACCAGGCGGUUGGAAUGAUCCUGAUAUGCUUAUUGUGGGCUUUGAUGCGAUAACUUUCGACGAACAAGUAACCCAUUUUGCAUUUUGGGCUGCUCUGAAGGCUCCUUUAAUACUCGGAUGUGAUCUCGCUAAGAUUAGUGGGGAUAUUAAAAAAUUAGUAACAAAUAUUGAUAUAAUUUCUGUGAAUCAAGAUCCCCUUGGAAAAUCUGUAUCUCAGGUUUACCAUGAAGAUACAAACACGAGUUCUUUUGAUAUUUGGACUGGACCACUUAGUGAUGGAUGCGUUGCAAUUUUAUUUAAUCGUGGAAUAUCACCUAUAAAUAUUACAUUAAAUUUUAAGAAUCAUUGUCGUCUUACGGGUAAUAUUAUGAUUCGGGAUCUUGUGAAGCAAACGAAUAUCAGAAAUUCUACUACUGAUAG